This is a messenger RNA of Puntigrus tetrazona (Sumatra barb), 2597 nucleotides long. It is a transcript of the gene pstpip1a, whose product is annotated as proline-serine-threonine phosphatase interacting protein 1a. The transcript has 15 exons. Bases 754 to 2100 code for a protein of 448 amino acids. Gene Ontology annotation, cellular component: plasma membrane; cytoplasm; actin filament. The record is from RefSeq and is a predicted model, not a curated record. Gene Ontology annotation, molecular function: actin filament binding. Gene Ontology annotation, biological process: actin filament polymerization. NCBI's taxonomy places the organism in Eukaryota, Metazoa, Chordata, Actinopteri, Cypriniformes, Cyprinidae.
GCAUAAAAUAAUGUCUUCAGAAUCAUACAUACAAGUGAAAAUUGGCUGAGAAUUGAGCAAAUAGUGGCAGCCUAGCUCAGAGGAAGAUAGGAAUCACGCAUACGCGCUAGUUUAUCUUGUGAUUAAAGACUUCUUUACCUUUACAAUUGCUUGUCGAAUGCAAACAUGCUAUAAAAAGCACAUAUUUUAUGAAAAAGAUCACCAAGAUAUUUGAAAUCAGCAUCCAAAAAUGAGUGAGAAACACUUAGGAUUGAGUUUCACUCACCUAAUAUGAUGCAAGGUGGUGUUAUCCAGUUUCAUUUCACCUGUUGUGAAAUAUUUUUUUAUUUGAAUUAAGCUGUUUUAGAUGCACUUUUCGUUUGGUCCUCUAAAAUCCGUUGCUAUCGCACAGAGUAACUGUGCUGCCGCUCGGGAGUCGAAAAAUAUUCAAAUCAACAGGUCUGUGUCAUGAUCAACUGCUACAACCUCGUUACUUCUGCAUGCAUGAACAAUCAACUCAACACAACUCUGCUUAGAUUCCGAUGGGGGGUUUUUUGUUGUUGCUCAAAAUCUCUUCUAAAACCGACUCUUAAUGUUUUCCGAAUGUUUUCUGAUUGAGAUGUUCCAUCCCAUCUAGUAUUCAAAUGGCCGCGGAAUGCAUGCGUAUUAUCUGCCAGCCCUGUUCUCUGUGGUCAGUGACAUAUAGGAGAGAGCUUCCUUAUCUCAGUCAAACCUGAGCACUCUGGGCGUACUGUGAACAGUGGUUUCCUGCACAUGGUAUUUUCUGUUCUUUCUUUCAUUUUUCUUAAUUCCAGUUUGGUUUACUUUCGUGCGCUUGCAACAUUCCUAGAAACAGCCUUUGAAAUGACACCGUUACAAUUCAAAGAUUCUUUUUGGGGCCCAGAUUUCACAAGUAACAUCGGAUAUGAGACUCUUAUCCAGAGGCUAUGUGAUGGGCGAAGAGCUUGCAAAGAUAUGGAGGAGCUCUUAAGAAUGAGAGCGAUGGCAGAGGAACGGUACGGGAAGGAAUUGAUUACUAUUGCACGUAAGACAGGAGGGCAAAGUGAAAUUGGCACUUUGAAGGCAUCAUUUGACCAGCUAAAAGCCCAAAUGGAGAACAUCGGAAAUUUGCACAUUCAGCUCUCUGGGAUGUUAAGAGAAGAGGUGAAACGCAUGGAGCAGUUCAGAGAGCGACAAAAAGAGCAGCGGAAAAAGUUUGAAGGGGUCAUGGAAAAAGUUCAGAAGACCAAAGUGUCAUUAUAUAAGAAAACCAUGGAGUCUAAAAGGACAUAUGAACAGAGGUGUAAAGAGGCUGAUGAGGUUGAACUGGCUGCUGAGAAGCUCAACAGUACAUCCACAGUCACCCCCAAACAAUCUGAAAAGACACAAAACAAAGCAAAACAGUGCAGGGACGCAGCAGCAGAUGCAGAGAAACAGUACAUGUCAAACAUAGAGCAGCUGGAUAAGGUUCGUCAGGAAUGGGAGACCACUCACGAAUGCACGUGUGAGGUUUUCCAGCAGCAGGAAGACGAUCGCAUUAACAUUUUGAGAAAUGCUAUUUGGGUCCAUUGUAAUCACUUUUCAAUGCAAUGCGUCAAAGAAGAUGAGUGUUAUGAGGAGGUGAGGAAAGUGCUAGAAAUGUGUGACAUCACGGAAGACAUCAACAGUUUCAUCAAUACGAAAAGCACUGGCACCACUCACGCAGCGCCUAUUGUGUUUGAAAACUACUAUGAUAGAGAACCAACAAUGGACAGCAAUGGCAUGGCACGCUUUGGAGGAGGUGUGAUGAAGAGGUUUUCAAAUCUCUUGCAAGGCAGCUGUGCUGUUGGCUCUAAGACUAGUAAUGAAUGUGUUCAGCCAUCAGCCCCUCCGUCAGCUGAGAUCUCAGAUGGAGUGUAUGCCUCUAUUCCUGGAUUUUCACAAGCAACUUCAAACAGUGUUUGCUUUCAAAGCAGCACAUACCAGGCUCUGUAUGACUAUAUUGCUCAGGGCGCUGAUGAGCUCUCCAUCUCUACGGGGGAAAUGCUGCUGGUGGUGGAACAGGCAGGAGACGGCUGGUGGACGGUGGAGAGGGACGGUCAGACUGGGCUGGUGCCAGGCUCCUACUUGGCCAAGAUAUGAGUCAAGAGUCUAGCGCACGCUGGAAAACGCCCUCUAUUAGCAGAGUUAUUAUAAAUGUGUCUCGGAGGAGGAUUUCUGUUCUCUAAAUGCAUUUAAGCAAUAGCACAUCCAUGCUGAAAAUAUGUACGGAACAUAGAAACGGGUUAAUAUCUAUAUUAAAGACUGGUAAUCAUGUGUGACUAUCAUUGUUGUCGAGAUAGAGAUUUAUAUUUAUUAUAAAAAUAUUUAUUGUGAAGGAAAAACUAUGUAUAGCACAACGGGUAGCCACUACGGACUUGCCAUGAUUUAGUUCAUGCGAAGAUGAAGACAAUGCACAGAUUUUGGUGUACAAAGAGAUAUUUAAACAGAAUUGCAAAUUCCUGUUUACUUUUUGGAAAGUUAAGCAAUGCGACAAAAGUCGUCUACUAUUUUAGAUGGUAUAUUACAUAAAAUGCUGAACCUAGAGCUCUGUUUGCAUUUAUCACUUGGUCUGCAUAAAAUAAAAGCUGUGUAACGAU